Messenger RNA from Parnassius mnemosyne (clouded apollo), 759 nucleotides. The record is from the annotation of a GenBank genome assembly. Lineage: Eukaryota; Metazoa; Arthropoda; Insecta; Lepidoptera; Papilionidae.
AUGUCUUCUACCAACGCUAAAGCGGUGAUAAAAGCGCUAAGAGAAAUAUGGUCUCGGUUCGGUUUACCAAAACAAUUAGUUUCGGAUAACGGUGCACCUUUCACAAGUUUAGAAUUUAAACAGUUUUUGGAGAACAAUGGAAUACAACACACGUUUUCUGCUCCAUAUCAUCCUUCGUCCAACGGAGCGGCCGAAAAUGCAGUUAAAACCUGUAAAAAAGUUAUAAAGAAAGCCCUUUCUCAGAAUUUAGACGUAGACACGGCUCUCCUUAGAUUUCUAUUAGGUUACAGAAAUACCGAACAUUGCACUACAGGAGAAAGUCCGGCAAAAUUAUUACAAGGCCGUUCGUUGCGGAUGCGACUCGAUUGUUUAAAACCGGAGCGCGCAGAUCGCGUUAAUGCAGCGCAAAGACGCCAUCAGUUGGCAGCAGGCGGGUCACAGCGGUGUUUUAACGAGGGGGAUGAGAUUUUAUACCGUAACUACGGCACGGGUAAGAAAUGGUUGGACGGAAAAGUUCAGUUGCGGCUAGGUAGCACUGACUAUGAAAUUUUGGGCAUCGAUGGAAGUUCACAUCACCGACACGCAGACCAGCUAAGACACAGGUUUAAUUUUCCUUUGCAAGACCCGAUCACGAUUAAAGAGUCAUCCAGGUGUAAUUUAAUAAAUCCGUUUCUAAUCAACGUAACUAGUAAUACUAAUAACCCAGGGGAAGAUCCGGCGGCGUUGGCCGGCACGAUGGCGGGUGCGGCGGGAGCAUAG